This is a messenger RNA of Pleuronectes platessa (European plaice), 2192 nucleotides long. RefSeq names its product potassium voltage-gated channel subfamily S member 3. Gene Ontology annotation, biological process: potassium ion transmembrane transport; protein homooligomerization. Gene Ontology annotation, cellular component: voltage-gated potassium channel complex; membrane. Gene Ontology annotation, molecular function: voltage-gated potassium channel activity; protein binding. The transcript has 2 exons. NCBI's taxonomy places the organism in Eukaryota, Metazoa, Chordata, Actinopteri, Pleuronectiformes, Pleuronectidae. The record is from RefSeq and is a predicted model, not a curated record. Bases 298 to 1599 code for a protein of 433 amino acids.
CGGAGGCUGGAUUCGGACACCACACCACCACUGCGCACUGCGCACGGAGCAGCAGCCGGAGUCAGGACAUGACUCACACAUGAUCCGCACAUGAUCCACACAUGACCCACACAUGGACAGGGCAUCACCGAUACCUAGAUGCUACUUGAUCCUGGAUGGCUCUGAUGUUACGCCCCUCAGCGGGAUCAAAUGACAUACAGCAAAGUGGGAUGGACACCAAUUCCACUUUGUUUCUGUGCAGGCCACUAAAGAUAUCCUACAGGGACAACUGAUGAGUGUCUAAGCUGCUUCCCCACCAUGGUGUAUGGACAGGUGUUUUCCCAGCACAGCUCUGGUGACUGCUUCAUCAAUGUUAAUGUUGGAGGUUUCAAACAGCAGAUGGAGCACACGGUGCUGCAACGCUUCCCACAGACGCGUCUUGGGCGUCUCCUGUGCUGCAGCUCCAAAGAAGCCAUCCUGGAUCUCUGCGACGACUUCAGUCCCUCUGAGAUGGAGUUCUACUUUGAUCGCAGUCCUCAUUUCUUCUGUUACGUGCUCAACUUUUACCUCACGGGUAAAAUUCACCUGGCAGAUGGAUUGUGUGUGAUUUCAUUCGUCCAGGAGAUUGAGUACUGGGGAAUCAAGGAGCGUCAUCUGGACCUUUGCUGCAGCAACAAAUUCUAUGAGCUGAUGGAGGUCGCUGGGGACAAGCAGUGGGACCAGAUGAGCGAUGAAGUGCAGCUCCACAGCUCAGCCUCUUCCACUGAGGAGCUGUCAGCCUCGGAGGACAACAUAGAAAUGUUUGAAGGCUCCUGGUGCGCAGAUGUCCGCAGCAAUAUUUGGAUUCGACUUGAGAAUCCAGGUCACUCCACAUCAGCCAAAGCAAUCGCUGUAGCCUCCCUGAGCAUGGUUAUCAUCUCCAUUGUAGCCAUGUGCGUUAACAGCAUGCCGGACUUCAACCAGUUCGAUGUCAACGACCAAGAGGUCGAAAACCCAGUGCUGAAUUUCUUUGAGAACUUCUGUGUCCUGUUCUUCUCUGCAGAGUUCAUCCUCCGUUUGGCUGUUGCACCAUCAGCGAGGAGGUUCUUGUGCCGUCCUCUCAAUAUCAUUGACUUUCUGACAGUUAUGCCAUUUUAUCUCACUAUGGCCUGUGACAUGAUGGAUGAAGGGGAUAGCACAGAGCUGGAGAACCUUGGCAAAGUGGUGCAGAUCUUGAGGUUGAUGCGAGUGUUUCGCAUCCUGAAGCUGGCUCGCCACUCGGCCGGCCUUCGCUCCCUCGGUGCCACGCUGCGAGACAGCUUCAGCGAGGUCGGCCAGCUGGUGCUUUUCUUGUCUGUGGGCAUCUCCAUGUUCUCUUCUCUUAUUUACUUUGUGGAAAAUGAAUCUAAAGAGUCGGAGCUGGAGACCAUACCUAUUUGCUGGUGGUGGGCCACCAUCAGCAUGACGACGGUUGGCUACGGGGACACCUUCCCUGUUACCCCAGCUGGGAAGGUUGUAGGCUCCCUGUGCAUCAUCUGCGGACUGCUGAUUGUAGCUCUGCCCAUAACUAACAUCUUCAACAAGUUCUCCAAGUUCUACGAUAAGAAAGGGCAGAUAGAUCUCAAACAGAACAAUAACUGAACCCUUUCAAGUAGGAGUUCCACGAGACAUGUGAAUUAGUAAGGCGGCAUUUAAAGGAGACAUAUUCUGCUAAUAUUCAGGCUCAUAGUUUUGAUUUGGGUUAUGACUUGAAAAGGUUUACAUGCCUAAUGUUCAGAAAACACGUCACUCUGCUGCAGCUCCUCUUUGCAGUCUCUGUCUGAAACACAGGUUUUUGCUCCUGUCUCUUUAAGACCCAUUACAGCCCAGUCGGCUCUGAUUGGCCAGUUGGCCCGUUCUGUUGUGAUUGGGCAAUCACUUCCUGGAUAUCUGGGAGAUGUCGGCCUCCGCUCUCACUUCAAAUAUCCCAAGAUACAUUUAUUAUUUCCAGGCAAAAUGGUGAAAAUGAUGAAAACCUCCCUACCUAACAGUGUUGAAGACAGGGAAGAAGAAAUCCUUGAUCCACCCUCUGAUCCUGGAACCCUAAAUUGAAUGGGUUCUCCCCUGACCCACAUCCUUCCAACACAUUCAUCAUGUAAACAUUUUGCUGAUAAACAAACAAAUAGAACAAGGGUGAUAACAUAGCCUCCCAACAAAUAGAACACAGGAGAAUAGAAACACUGACAAUGCAUAAU